UACAUCAUUUUCUUUAAUGACAGGUCUGGUGAUUUAAUUUGCAGUGCCUCUGUUAACCUCAUUGUCUCCUGUAUAAAGAGGCUUUGAUCACUGAGGACUUGGGCAUUUGAAACGUCCUGGGCUGCAUGUGUCAAUUGCACCAGCUGUUUAAUGCUGAAAGAGAACUUCUUUGACGUAUGAGCAGCAGUGCUCGACGUGUUGCUGGUAGAGUCAUGACCCUGAGACAAGCCAAUGGCUGCAAACAGCUGACCUUGACCAUUGGCCUGACCCUGACUCUAGGCCUGCUGCAAUGGCCAGUAGCAGAUGUUAGUGGUCAGAAUGGACCGUCUGCUACGCAAGUCCUUCAGGAGCUGCUGACACGCUAUGGCGACAACACCAGCAUCUCUGUCCCUCAGCUGCGAGCGCUCCUCAUGCGCUUAAAUGGAGACCAGAUUGGAGACCAUGUUGCGCAGACACAACCCACCAAAACCAACGCAUCUAAGUGCUUGGCUGCAGACACUUUGGCAGUGUAUGGGAUGAGCGAACAGUCUCGUAUAGAUGGACGUGGCCUGCAUGAAAUCUGCCCUUCUAUUAUACAGCAGCUGGACUCUCAAGCGUGCAAGACCCAACCGGACCAAGAGUCUGAGAGCAGCCCCAGACCCACUUAUGCUGAGGUGUGGGGUUACUCAUUUUUGAGUGUGACUCUGAUAAGUGCGUUCGCUUUGACUGGUGUGUUUGUGGCGCCCCUGAUGAGGACGCGGUUCAUGCGCAGAGUACUCAUCUAUUUCAUCGCUCUGUCCAUCGGAACCUUGUUGUCCACCGCCAUCCUGCAGCUCCUGCCUGAGGCCUUUGGAUUUGACCCCAUGGAAGAUUAUUAUGUGUCCAAGUCUGCGGUCGUGUUUGGAGGAUUCUACCUGUUCUUCUUUACAGAGAAAGUCCUGAAGAUGAUCUUGAAGCCAAAGGACAAGGGGGGGCAUGGCCACGGCCACAGUCACUUUCCUGCAGAGCACUAUGCCAACUCUAAUGGAGACCUGGAGGAUGGCGUGAUGGAGAAACUGCAGAAUGGAGAAGCUGGAGAAGCAUCUUUACCCAGAGUGGAAGGUGAUGUCAGAGAGCUUAGAGAAGAUGACAAAAUGAUCAGCACUGGGCAGACAGUACAGGACUCUCAGAGUUCAGGUGGUGCUGGAACGGGUGGAUGUUAUUGGCUUAAGGGCAGGGCAUACUCUGACAUCGGUACUCUGGCAUGGAUGAUCACUUUGAGUGACGGUCUGCACAAUUUCAUUGAUGGUUUGGCUAUCGGAGCCUCCUUCACUGCUUCUGUGUUUCAGGGCAUCAGUACAUCAGUGGCAAUUCUUUGUGAAGAGUUUCCACAUGAGUUGGGUGAUUUUGUAAUCCUGCUAAACGCUGGAAUGAGCAUCCAGCAGGCACUCUUCUUUAACUUCCUGUCAGCGUGCUGCUGUUAUCUGGGCAUGGGCUUCGGAAUCCUGGCUGGGAACAAUUUCUCUCCUAACUGGAUCUUUGCUCUAGCCGGAGGCAUGUUCCUCUACAUUGCACUGGCUGAUAUGUUUCCGGAGAUGAAUGAGGUGAGUCGUGAAGAAGAGGAGGCCGGAGGAAGUGGAUCUCUGCUAACUUUCGCCAUCCAGAACGCAGGGCUGCUCACAGGGUUUGGCAUCAUGCUUGUACUCACCAUCUACUCUGGACAGAUACAGCUUGGAUAACUGAGGACCUAAAUACAAACUCAGACACUGAAGGACUUUCUCAGCACCUGGACUAAAACCUGAGACCUACUGGGACCUCCAGACUUUAAUAUGAGCUAGCAGUGCUGGCUUGUUUUAAAACGUUUGCCCAGCUGGACUAGGUAAUGACAUAAAUUGAAGUAUUUUGGACAUAGUUUUGGCUCAGAGUAAACCCUGGACUGUUUAAAUGAGGCUAGAAAUGACUGACCCGCGAACUUUGCUUUAAAUUCAUCCAAAACCUGGGACCUGUUGAUGCAUGUGGUACCAUUCAAUCUAGUUAAGGACUUCUCUUGGUCCUUAGCCUCAAAGCUUUAGGACAGUGAUGUCCCUGUAUCGUGUGGAUUCUCAUUCCCCAACAUCUGGGCAUUUUUGUAUUGAUUUCUAAGGUUCUCACGGUUUAAUUAUUAUUGUGUUUUUCAACCAAAUGUCUCUUUCCCUCAGAGAAAGGCCUUUCUCCUAAUCCUGACCAAGAGAUUUAGAGUAUUGUCCUGUAACUGAUGUGUAACGGGAUGAAACUUUCGUUAUUUAAUUUUUCCCCUUAAUGUCAUUCCGUUAUGGCAAGCAAAAACUAUAGAUGCUUGAAACACAAAGGCACUAAUUCUUGUUUUUGAAGGUUUUUAUUUGACCUCUUUAACAAAAAAAAAGCAGAGACCAAGGUUCUUCUAGAAAAAUUUCCUGUUUCUUUUAUCUUUUCAUUUACAUGACCAGAAUAAGUGGUGCAUAGUUUCACAAACACCCUCCUAUCAUUUGUACUUUCUAGAACUUUGCGUAUUAAUUGACAGAGUAAAAUGAACACAUCGACCUCAAUUAAUUUAAUUAUUAUGAUAAUUACUCUUACAAAACUCCAUAAAACACCUAUUUUCUACAUGCUUUUGUUUGAUCUGAAUGCAGUACUCUUCAUAAUUUAAGAAAUAAUUAGGAAAUGCAGACAAAAUGUGUGCAUAAAGGUGGUGUUGUAAUGUUUCUAUAAUAAUAUGAUCAUUCCUCUACAUACAGCACUGCAGCACAAUACUUCGAGCGCUUUGCUAAUUUAGCAUCUAGACUGACAGAAGUCAUAUUGAUUAUCGCUGGAUUUAAAGCUGAAGUGUGUAAUAUCUAAGGCACUAGUUUAGUCAUAUGUUAUUACAAAAUUGAGUUUUGAAAAGUUUUUUUCAAAUUCAGUGUUUAAACUUUUAGGGGGAAAAAUCAAUAAACAAAUGACUUGCUUGUAAAAUUGAUGUUUGCAUAUUAAGAUGGGAUAGGAGAUUUUUUUCCAACAUUGAAAAAAUGACACUUCAGCAUUAAAGAUGGCUUAAGUUUUAGAAGUGAAAUUUAGAAGUCAAUUCCUAAUUCUAAAAUCUGCUAGUAGUAAUAUUCUUAUACAUAUGAUCUGUAAUACAGAUGUAGAAUUUAUAUGCAGCACAAUAUAAUUUCAGUGUUUAGAACAAGCUAUGAGAUUAUUCAGAAACUGAUCUUACACUUUUGAUUAAACAGUAUAUCCCUUGGUUUCACUUUUGUCUUCCACAUAAAAUGUAUUUUCCAUUAUGCUUCCAUUGCUUAAUAUUCAUGCUAUAUUCGUAUCUGCUGUUGCACUACUAGUUUAAAGGUGUAAUACACAGUACAUCAGUUGAACCUGAUACCCUAGUAUGCUAUUGAGCGAAUAGUUAAUAGAUCAUUCUGUUCAUCUUAUGAAAGGUCAUUUUAGCUCUCUGUGAAUAAGAACAUGAUAAGUUAUUGUGCGUAUGGUCAACAACAGAUCUGAGUAACUUACUAUCGGCGUUAUUUUUUUUUUUUUUUUUUUUUUUAAAUGCUCCUUUGUUUGUUAAGUGUAUUCAGCUUUGUGUGCAGCCAUUGUUUCAGCUGGCGUCUUAUUGCUAUGCAUCAACAUGUUCUCUGAAGUGAGUUUAUGCCUUAAAGAGAGGAGGUAGUCUCAACGCCAUGCAUCAUUCAGUGGUAAAAAUGUUCAAGUUUUUUUUUUACCUCAUUUUAAAUUCAGUUGAUUUAUGUAUUUUGUCAUUAGUAAUUGUAUUUAAAUGAUAAGGUGUUUUAUUUUGUUGUUGUGUGAGAGUUUGUGAGCACUCUUUUUGUUGUUGUUUGUUUGUUUGUGGCAUUUGAGAGCAAGUGUACUUGUUAUAAUGAAGGCAUUUUUUAAUUACUGUAAACAUCUCAAGUGUUGUGAGUCAUGAUACCUGUGCAACAUGUGAAAUCUGAUUGCUGGUAAUUUUUUAUUUUAUUAUUAUUAAGCCAUGAGCUUUUAGUUCAACUUUUGUGCAAUGGAAAAAAGAAAAGAAAAACAUAAUACAAUCUGAUCCAAAUUUGAAA
Molecule: messenger RNA, 4016 nt
Organism: Carassius gibelio (silver crucian carp)
Lineage: Eukaryota; Metazoa; Chordata; Actinopteri; Cypriniformes; Cyprinidae
Gene: slc39a14
Product: solute carrier family 39 member 14
Exons: 9
Coding region: 177-1697 (506 amino acids)
Biological process (GO): intracellular zinc ion homeostasis; zinc ion import across plasma membrane
Cellular component (GO): membrane
Molecular function (GO): zinc ion transmembrane transporter activity
Source: RefSeq, a predicted model, not a curated record